Molecule: messenger RNA, 2154 nt
Organism: Diabrotica virgifera virgifera (western corn rootworm)
Lineage: Eukaryota; Metazoa; Arthropoda; Insecta; Coleoptera; Chrysomelidae
Exons: 1
Coding region: 1-2154 (717 amino acids)
Source: RefSeq, a predicted model, not a curated record
AUGGAUUACAAAUCGCUAUGUAAUAGCAGGACAGCUGCCAAAGGGCAGGUAACUCGCGUUCAGGAUUGGAUUAAUAAAAAAUUACAGGGUAUUAAGUCGAUUUCAAUUUUUGAAGCAAAAUUAGACAUUGUAGAGAAAUAUUUUGAUAAGUACUCAAUCGCACAAGACUCGAUAGAGAUUUUAGUAGAAGAAAAUGACAAUUUAACAGAUUCUGAAGAAAGGGAGGUAACGGAAGAAAUGAUUAUUAUUAGUAUCGCCGCGCUGAAAGAUUCAAUUAAAAAAUUGUCCCCCUCUAGUAGCUCUACCCCCAUACGCAAUAAUAGUUCUGUACCUGUCUCUCAAGAUUUACAUAGUAAUGUUAAAUUACCUGAUAUUAAGCUCGCAAGUUUUGACGGUUCACCUCCUUCCGAAUGGGGAGGCUUUAUAGAUAUUUUCGACGCUUUAAUUGGCAGUAAUUCUCGGCUUAAAGAUGCUGAGAGGCUCUAUUAUUUACGUAUCUUAGUAAAGGGAUCCGCCCUUAAGUUAAUUGAUACCUUAAAAGUUACAGACUCUAAUUACGCAGUUGCACUUAAGACAUUGAUAGACCGGUAUGAGAACAAAUCUAUUGUAGUAAACGAAUAUUUGUCAAAUAUUGUACAUUUCCCCCAAAUUAAUAAGUGUAACUCUGAGGUUUUGAGAGAGUUUGCCUCAUCGCUGCGCAAGGAUAUCGAAUGUCUCAAUAAUCUAAAUCUCACCGAUAAAGUUUUAACAGAGGCUCUUUUAGUAUUUCUGUUUGAACAAAAAUUAGAUGCAAACUCGCGAAAGUCCUUUGAAGAAGAACGCAAAACUGCUCAAAUCCCCACUCUUAAAAAUUUUUUUGAUUUUAUAGAUAAACGUUGCGUUAUUUUAGAAAAUUUGUCCAGUUUUGAAAACGCUAAUGAGAAAAAGCACAAUGUACAAGAAAAUAAAACGGCCGCGUUCAAACCUAAGGUUAACUUGCAUGCAAGUUGUGAAUCAAAUGCUCGCCCCCUCUCGCCACGAAACCGCCCCCACUCACGCCCCAAUUCUCCGAAUUUUAACGCUACUUGUGUGAUUUGUAACGGUGCUCAUAGAAUUUAUUCUUGCGCUAGAUUUACCGCUCUCCCUCCUCGCGAAAGAAUUAAUAGUGUGAAACAGAAAAAGCUGUGUUUUAAUUGUUUAGGUCAUCAGCACUCAAUCAAGGAUUGCCGCUCAACAAUAAGUUGUUCAAUUUGUAGUAAAAAGCAUCACACUUUGAUUCAUUUAGACUCCCAGGCAAACUCUAACACUCAAUAUGCGCCGCGCUCCCAAACUUAUCAUACGAAUAAUAAUCACACUCACCCACAGCACUCUAUUCUACGACAAAAUAAUUCUUACAACGAUAAUUCAAGGAAUCAUACUCCGGACUCUCGCACACGCCGCUAUUCCCAACAGGACGCACAUUCGCGUCAAAGUACUACGCCAGACGCACAAGAGCGUCCAAACCAAGCCCCCCAAGGAGGUAACCAUAUAAACCGUGGAAAUUGUAGGUCAACACAACCCGAUGUCUCUUACGCGAGCUCGCACAACGCAGUUACACAAAAUAGAAAUCAGGAAUCGCAAGUUUUGCUAGCCACAGCUGAAGUGGUAGUUUUCUCUCACGACGGUCAACCCAUGACUGUUAAAAUGUUAUUAGACAACUGCUCUCAAAAUAGUUUUGUAACAACAAAGUUGGUUGAACAAUUAGGAUUACCCUCUGAAACACAAAAUUUGUAUGUGUCCGGCUUAUCCGGACAAGAAACGCUAAUCUCUCGCGAAAAAGUUAAGCUGGAAAUUAACUCAAAAGUUAAUAAUAGGAAAUUUGUUAUUGAUUGCUCUGUUAUCGAUACCAUUUCACAACGUCUGCCACAGUAUAGUAUAAACCCCGCAAAAUUAAAUAUACCUGCACAUUUAAUUAGUUGCUUAGCUGAUAGCACAUUUGCAGUGCCGUCCGAGAUUCAAAUUUUAGGAGGCGCUGAAAUUUAUUACUCGCUAUUAUCUCAUGGGUUGUUACAUUUAGGUAAAGGACUCCCAUCGUUAAUUAAUACACAUUUGGGUUGGGUGAUCUCUGGUAAUGUCCCCCAACAUUGUCUCCAAAAUACCCCCAAAGAAAAAGUUUACGCGUUUACAGGUAUCUGA